UUGAAAGUCAAGUCGACGCUCACGCAUUUCGAGAUUUCCCAAAUCUACUAUGGAUACGACCUCCAGUCAGUUUGAGAUUGCAAACCCUCCCUCCGAUGGCAUCUCUAAAGUUCAAUUUGCUCCCGAAGAUAGCAGUCUAUUGCUAGUUUCGUCAUGGGACAAGACUGCCACUUUAUAUAAUGUCGACGAAAACACAGUGAAGCACAAGUUUGAGCAUCAAGCUGCUGUUUUGGACUGUUGUUUUUCAUCCAACGACCGCGCAUAUACCGGAAGCGUUGAUCGCAAUGUCAGAGAGCUUGAGCUUGAUACUGGUAAUAGUCGCGUCCUUGGAUCUCACGAUGAUGCUAUCAAGUGCGUAAACUGGUGUAGUUUAACACAAACAUUGUUCACUGGAUCAUGGGAUAAAACCAUUCGAACAUGGGAUCCUAGAAGCGCUGAACCUCUUCAAAGCACAUACCACCAGCCGCAUAAAGUUCUCAGUAUGGAUAUUUUGGAUGAUAAGCUUGUUGUAGCGAUGGGCAACCGACACAUUUACAUUUAUGACGUACGAAACAUGAGCGAAACUCUGCAGAAGCGAGAAAGCUCCUUGAAAUAUAUGACCAGAGCAAUAGCCUGUUUACCUAGCAAAGAUGGAUACGCGAGCAGUUCGACGGAAGGAAGGGUUGCGGUAGAGUACUUUGAUCCAUCACCAGAAGUACAGUCUAAAAAGUAUGCCUUCAAAUGUCACAGACAAGUUCACGGCGAUACCGAGGUUGUAUACCCUGUCAACGGAUUAGCUUUCAACCCAGUGUAUGGAACUUUCGCAACAGGUGGAUCCGACGGUAUUGUUAACUUUUGGGAUGGCAUCAAUCGUAAGCGUAUUCGUCAGUUCCCUCGCUAUCCCGAUGGUAUUGCUAGUCUUGCUUUCAGUCAUGACGGUAAAAAGCUUGCUAUCGCUUGCAGCUAUACGUAUGAUGAAGCUUGUGGAGGAACAUAGAUCCCGGCAGCAUUGACAAUGGCCCAUCGAAUAUCUUGGAUUCCUUCAUCUAUGGUUGUUCCUUGAAGCACUCCCUUGCGGCCUUUCCGCUGUUGCCCAGAUACUAAUAAUUGCGGGUAACAACAUAUAGCAUCUUUGAAUACAUCCGCUUCUAUUUUUUCUUUGUUUUCCUGAAACUGCUUGGCAGAUAUGCGGUCUCGCUUGGUCAGUAUGACUUGGUACGACAAUGCUAGUUUAUCAAAGUAUUCAAACAGUUGCUGGUCAGCAGGCUUGAUUCCAACCGUGGAAUCGAUUAAAACAAACGUUCGCUUAAGCCUAAAUUUUUGUCACAUGUCAACAAACAGAAUGAACCAGUUUUCUACGGCUGGAAAGGCACUC
Messenger RNA from Umbelopsis ramanniana AG, 1354 nucleotides. RefSeq lists its product as uncharacterized. The record is from RefSeq and is a predicted model, not a curated record. Gene Ontology annotation, biological process: mitotic spindle assembly checkpoint signaling. Gene Ontology annotation, cellular component: mitotic checkpoint complex; bub1-bub3 complex; kinetochore. Gene Ontology annotation, molecular function: ubiquitin binding. The transcript is spliced from 7 exons. The coding region runs from base 50 to 976 and encodes 308 amino acids. Lineage: Eukaryota; Fungi; Mucoromycota; Umbelopsidomycetes; Umbelopsidales; Umbelopsidaceae.